CCACAAUAUAUAAUGCCUACAAUGUUUCCUCUGCCCUAUCAGAUUCUAUAUGAGGGCAUCCCUAUACUAGCGUCGCACAAUUAUCCCCUUUUGAAGAAAGACUUGAUAUAUAUAACCAUGCUUUAAGAGCUUAGCUAAGACCUAACAGGCGAUGAUCCCGGUUUCUCGCACAGGCUGAGCCGCUGUCCCACAUAUCAUAGCGAUGAUAUAUUGCCUUCAUGCCACGCAUGCCUACGGGGUUCUUGUACCGAAAUUCCGCGCCGCACAACUGUAGCUGGAUGACUGGAAGCGGAAGCAGCGGCUCUGAAAAGUCCAUGCCCUAUCCAUACUUAUUUGUCGUCUAGCUACUCGAUUUCGCCGUGGACGUUGGGAGAUGGUUCAGAAUCACGCGUGCAUGAUCCCUGAUACUUUGAUCUCUUAGACUGGGCAUCCGGGCGUGUAUAUUUGAUCAUCCUUCUUACCCUAAAACCAUUCAAUAUCUCGCCAUGGCUACUUCCACAGCUUGGGAUUAUGUCAUUGUAGGAGGUGGGAUUGCUGGUUGCGUCGUUGCAAGCCGCUUGUCAGAGUAUAAGCCCUCAUCCCGCAUUCUAGUCAUCGAAGCUGGUGCCGACGUGAGCCACGAUGAGGAGAUUCUCAAAUUCCAAUCACUUAACUUCAUUGGGGGAAAGUUUGACUGGGCAUACAAGACCGUGCCACAAAAGCACUAUGGCGGCCGCGAGAUCGACAUUCCGGCCGGCCGUGCCCUCGGCGGAGGUUCUGUUAUUAACGGAUGCGGGUGGAUUCGCGGGGCUAGGGCUGAUUUCGACAGCUGGGCGGAGAUUGUUGAUGACCAUCGCUGGAGUUACGAAGGCCAGCUUCCUUAUUUCAAGAAGACCGAGAAGUGGUACAAGUCCGAUAAUCGCGACGAUCACGGUCACAUCGGCGCUAUGCAUAUAGAAUCCCCCAAGUCGACAGGUCGAAUCUACCCCCUAGCCGAUAUCACCCAGAAAUCUUGGAGUGACAUCGGCGUACAGGAACUUCCCGGCUGCGAUAUGAACGCCGGAGAGAAUAUAGGCCUCGGCGAACUCAACGAAAACCGCCAUAAAGGAGCUCGUCAAACCGCCCCGCUCGCAUACCCCUUGAAGAAUGUGAAUGUCCUACCGCACACCCUCGUCGAAUCCAUUAUUAUCGAGAAGAGCCCCGAGGUAAAGGCAACCGGCGUUCGUUUAGACGACGGCGCCGAAAUCUUUGCGAAAGAGGUUAUCAUCUCCGCCGGUGCUUACAGAACGCCACAGGUGCUGAUGCUUUCCGGCAUAGGACCAAAGGAAACCUUGCAAAAACACGGGAUUGAAACAAAAGUAGAUAACCCCGAAGUCGGGAAGAACUUCAACGACCACGUCAUGGUGCACUUCAACUGGCAACUCAAAGACCCAUCGAAAGGCUACGCUGUCGGCUCUGCUAACUCGCUCUUCGCGAAACCGGAAUUCGCAACAGGCAUGCCCAUAAGCUUCAUCAUCAACCGCGAAGUCCCCAAAGACGGCCUCAUCGCCGCAAUCACCAAGGACGAAGGCAAGGCCCCCGGACCAGACCACUAUCUCCUGAAAAGGCGCUGGGGCUUGAUGGAGAAUAUCAUCUUGUACCUAUCGAUGCCGCCGCAUCCGGUCGAUGGCACGCAUAUCAGCAAUGCGAUGAUGGGCGCGAAACCCACGUCCCGUGGAACGGUGUCGAUUGCGUCGAAGAACCCGGCAGAUGCCCCCGUUCUCGACCCAAAUUACUGCGCUACCGAAGUUGAUAGGUAUGUGUGGCGUGAAUCGAUAAGGGAGACUGCUGCUUUGAUGAUGGGGGAUACACCUCUUGGUCGCGAGGUCGUCGCGGGCGAAACUCCUAGUGAUGGGUCUGAACCUUUGAAAAUUGGUUCGAGCGAUGAGUAUUUGGAUAGUCGGGUUAGGAGUUUGGGACGGUCUACGUACCACGGCUCUAGUAGUUGUUCCAUGGGAACGGUGGUCGAUACUGACUUACGAGUGAAAGGGGUUAAGAACUUACGGAUUGUCGAUGCGUCCGUAUUCCCUAUUUCUAUUGGAGCGCACAUCCAGGCUGCUGUGUAUGCCCUCGCGGAACAGGCGGCUGUUAUUAUUUCGCAAGAUCAAUGAGCUGGACCGGAGUAAGAUUUGCGUAAGCUAGUUAUAUGAAUUGAAGUAGUUCAUGACAUUGGAGUUUGGGUGUGCAGUGCGGUACUCCCAAAAGAACCAGUAAAUUGGUUGAGAAAUAACUGUCAGGUCAGAUAGGAUCGAAUCAAUGGGUAGAGAACAUAUGAUCAAGGCAAUUAAUCAAGG
This is a messenger RNA of Annulohypoxylon maeteangense, 2312 nucleotides long. RefSeq names its product GMC oxidoreductase. The transcript has 4 exons. The coding region runs from base 486 to 2129 and encodes 547 amino acids. The record is from RefSeq and is a predicted model, not a curated record. Gene Ontology annotation, molecular function: oxidoreductase activity, acting on CH-OH group of donors; flavin adenine dinucleotide binding. NCBI's taxonomy places the organism in Eukaryota, Fungi, Ascomycota, Sordariomycetes, Xylariales, Hypoxylaceae.